Messenger RNA from Coniosporium apollinis CBS 100218, 993 nucleotides. RefSeq names its product succinyl-CoA ligase [GDP-forming] subunit alpha, mitochondrial. Gene Ontology annotation, cellular component: succinate-CoA ligase complex (ADP-forming); mitochondrion. The record is from RefSeq and is a predicted model, not a curated record. NCBI's taxonomy places the organism in Eukaryota, Fungi, Ascomycota, Dothideomycetes. Gene Ontology annotation, molecular function: succinate-CoA ligase (ADP-forming) activity; succinate-CoA ligase (GDP-forming) activity. Gene Ontology annotation, biological process: tricarboxylic acid cycle. The transcript has 5 exons. Bases 1 to 993 code for a protein of 330 amino acids.
AUGCAGGCCUUUCGACGUCCCUUGGUCUCGGCGGCACAGACGACUGCGCGGAGGAGCUAUGCGACAGCUCUAGCUUCGUCCAUGUACUCGAAAACAAACGUCAAUCUGCGCAUCAACGGCGACACAAAGGUCAUAUACCAGGGCUUUACGGGAAAGCAAGGAACAUUCCAUGCGCGACAAGCCAUUGAAUACGGCACCAACGUGGUCGGCGGCACAAACCCCAAGAAGGCGGGCACAGAGCACCUAGGCAAGCCAGUCUUUGCAUCCGUCGCCGACGCCGUCAAGGAGACCGGGGCCAAUGCCUCCGCCAUCUUCGUCCCACCACCGCUCGCCGCGAGGGGUAUAGAGGAGGCAGUCGAGGCACAGAUCCCGCUGGUAGUGUGCAUUACGGAGGGCAUCCCGCAGCACGACAUGGUCCGCAUCACGGACAUGCUCAAGACGCAGGACAAGACACGGCUGGUUGGACCCAACUGCCCUGGUAUCAUCGCGCCGGGUCAGUGCAAGAUCGGCAUCAUGCCCGGCUUCAUCCACAAGCGCGGCCGCGUCGGCAUCGUCUCCCGCUCCGGCACCCUCACCUACGAAGCCGUCAACCAGACCACGCAAGCCGGCCUCGGGCAAUCCCUCGUGAUCGGUAUCGGCGGUGAUCCCUUCUCCGGUACAAACUUCAUCGACUGCUUGAAGGUCUUCCUGCAGGACGAGGAGACAGACGGCAUUAUCAUGAUUGGCGAGAUUGGCGGCUCGGCGGAGGAGGAUGCGGCGGACUUCUUGAAGGAGUACAACACGGCGAACAAGCCUGUGGUGAGCUUCAUUGCCGGUAUCUCGGCGCCGCCGGGGAGGAGAAUGGGCCAUGCUGGUGCUAUUGUUAGUGGAGGCAAGGGUGAUGCCAAUUCCAAGAUCAGAGCAUUGGAGGGUGCCGGCGUUGUUGUUGAGCGUAGCCCUGCCGCGCUGGGCAAGACGUUGCACGCCGAGUUUGUUAAGCGGGAUUUGAUAUAG